This is a messenger RNA of Dalotia coriaria, 1565 nucleotides long. It is a transcript of the gene Wnt4, whose product is annotated as Wnt oncogene analog 4. Gene Ontology annotation, biological process: neuron differentiation; multicellular organism development; cell fate commitment. Gene Ontology annotation, cellular component: extracellular region. The record is from RefSeq and is a predicted model, not a curated record. Gene Ontology annotation, molecular function: frizzled binding; cytokine activity. Bases 407 to 1522 code for a protein of 371 amino acids. NCBI's taxonomy places the organism in Eukaryota, Metazoa, Arthropoda, Insecta, Coleoptera, Staphylinidae. The transcript has 5 exons.
ACCACUCAUUAAAUUUUCCUAUUCGUAACUAUUUCUUCUCAACUUUGGGAAUUUCUAGAAAAAAUAUUAAGUGAAUGAGGUUUUUCUAUUUUUUAUUGUUUUUGUUUUGUAUUUUAUUACCUACAAUCACCAAAAUCCACAAAUCGGUACCACACCUUUUCGUCAUUGUCAUGCCUUUGUGACGAGAACUUGUCAAUAUUGAACAACUUCGUCAUUUCCACUUAUUUGCGUAUCCACAACACAACCAUUUUGAAAAUUCCAACGAGACAUCACUUCAACGUCAUUUUUCUUCUAAAAAAAGCUUUAUUUAACGUAUGAGUCUUGUUGUGUACCUUGCCGUUUGUACGACCAGCUCGUCCAUAUAACUUUUAGAAAUGCAUCGCGAUAUUCACGCCAUCGAAACACUAUGCGCGGUGCGUUCGUUAUCCUGUUGUUAGUACUCACGAUCGAUCUGCAAUGUGUCCUUCAGUCCACUAGUUCAAGCGGUGUUUCCAAUUCAAGGGACGAUAGGAAUUCCGAUCAGAACCAAUAUGUGAACAGCAGUGUGAACCUCAACGAAGCCUCGGUUCCAAAGCGCAAACUGAAAAGUUUGGUAGCGUUGAUUUUCUCCAAUAAAACAAGAAAAAAUGUGGAUUUGCCUCCGUCGAAUAUGGGAACUUUAGCGGCUUGCAGAUGGCUCAAGGGUUAUAAGAAACAAAUGCAACAGUGUUUAGAUAGACGAGGAUUUGCCAAAGUGUUGCAAGAUGCGAGAAAACUAGCAGUUACACAAUGUAGAAAUUUAUUUAGUUUUGAUAGAUGGGAUUGCACAAAAUUGCAUAAUUCAAUGUUUAAGAAAGUUUACAGAGAAACAUCAUUCAUGCAAGCGAUCACCGCUUCCGCGUUAAUGUUUUCAGUAGCCAAAGCUUGCAGUGAUGGAAAAUUACAAAGUUGCUAUUGCUUGGUCCGACCAAAACGAGAAAAUACAAAAUGGCAUGGUGUUGGCUGUGCAGACAAUACCAAAGUUGCCCGUAGAAUAACCAGGAGAUUCCUAAUUGAAAAUGGUGGCCAGUUGGCAGAAAGUGGCUUGAAGCAAAACCAGAAACAAGAUAUCUACAAAAACAAUAUCAAUGUAGGCCUAGAAACUGUUGAACAACACAAGAAAAAUGUAUGCGUGUGUCACGGGGUAUCAGCUUCUUGUACUUUGAAGACAUGUUGGAAAAUAAUAAAUCGCAAUUUUACAACAAUUGCGCUGAGUCUAAAAGCAAAAUACAGUUCAGCACACUUUUAUAAACCAGAAUGGAAGGAUAAAAAGAACGAGAUGGUGAAAAACUUGGUUUAUUUAGAACAAAGUCCAAACUUUUGCAAUAUGACACGUGGACGUCGUUGUAAAGAUCAUAGCCAUUGUGCAACGCUAUGUUGCGGACGAGGAUCACUCGAAAAGAAUGUAAUCGUCAACGGUCGAUGCAAUUGCAAGUGGAAUAAUGAAUUGAUAUUAGGCUGUGAGUUGUGCAAAAUUAAUGAGACACAUUUUAUAUGCAAAUGAUAUAUAAUCUUGCAACAAUAAAAUUAAUGACUUUUAGAAGAUA